GAUCAUGUCAUCCGAGCUUGAAUUAUUGAAACAGCGUAUCACUGAACUUGAGGCUGAGAAUGUUGAGAUUGCAGAGCUUAGAAAGGAAAAUACUGAUCUUAGAAACAAGCUCUCAGUGUCUGAUGCUGAAAUAGCUGAACUUAAGAGCAGUAAUAACGAAUUUCUAAGAGCGAAUAGGAAAUAUAACGAGAGGCGUGAUGCUGAGAAUGCCAAACUCAAGGCCAGAAUCGAGGAGCUGGAAUCUGAGAAUAUUGAAGUUAGAGAUAGACUCACGAAAGUGGAACAGAAGCAGUCGCAAAAUG
Rhizophagus irregularis DAOM 181602=DAOM 197198 is the source of this 302-nucleotide messenger RNA. NCBI's taxonomy places the organism in Eukaryota, Fungi, Glomeromycota, Glomeromycetes, Glomerales, Glomeraceae. The record is from RefSeq and is a predicted model, not a curated record.